Molecule: messenger RNA, 1908 nt
Organism: Ustilago hordei
Lineage: Eukaryota; Fungi; Basidiomycota; Ustilaginomycetes; Ustilaginales; Ustilaginaceae
Exons: 1
Coding region: 1-1908 (635 amino acids)
Source: RefSeq, a predicted model, not a curated record
AUGGCCUCUCGCUCGCUGAAACACGAUCUCACAGGACCGAUUGAGGGAGCACCACGCCUCAGAUCAAACAACUCUGCAUUCGAUUCAAAGCAGCAACCUUCCGUCUUUCAGAACCAACGACAGCAUCAACAUCAUCACAGGAGCCAGGACUCGGCGGACAACGCCAAAAGCUCUGCAAUGUGCAUGGGCACAAUCGGCUGGAAGAUCGUCGGCGGUCUGGUUGCCUUCGGUCUCUUCAUAGUGCUUUCGAAUGGCGUCAACAAAUCCGACUACCAGUCAGCUCCUUCUUUCCUCUCGUCAUCAUCUUCGAUGUACAAGUAUGCCCCAACACCAAUCGAAGACGUGUACGCCAAGUGUGCACAGGAAAAGGUUCAUCCUAUCGCAUGCAAGGUCGAACACGCUGCGAAUCUCGCCACUCAGCUCGAAGCUCGUCAGUCUUCCACGCCCGAGCAAGCUGUUCAUGCCUACAAACGCCGCUACCUUCGUCAGCCGCCUGCUGCUUUUGAAAAAUGGGUCGCUCUUGCGCUCGAGAACAAUGCGACCAUCAUUGACGACUACGAUCAGAUCGAAGUCGACAUUGAUUUCCUCCGUCAAGCAGGUUUGGUCGGCAACAGGCUGAAAAUGAGGAUGCUCGAAGCAAAGUCUCUUCUUCCGGGCUACGAGUUUGGCCAACUCAGCAUAGUGGAUGGCCAAGCGGUAGUGUUUGGACCGGAUGUGGGCCCGCUUUCAUCUUCGACUUUGGUCGAGCUACUUGGUCCGGUUCAGCACGUUAUCCCCGAUGUCACGGUCCCAUUCAAUUGGCGUGCCGAACCGAGAAUGCCUCACCCGAUCUCUUCCCUUGCAUCCGCACCCAUGGAAUUGGUUGGUGCAGCGAGGAAGGAUCCAAGUGAAAUCUUGCGGCGAGCUUGUCCUUCCAACCAUAUUUCACCCCAGCGAUCUUGGGAUACGCUCGAGCCGCGCUUUGAGUACUGUCGGGAGGAGUCUGAGGAGAUCGAGCAUCUUCACGGCUUCUUACAGUCGCCCUCAAACUUUGAGCCGUUGAACAAACUCGUGCCCAUGAUAUCCAGAAGCAAGAUGUCCAACUUUGCCGAUAUUCUCGCUCCCAACGUCUGCUAUGCGAGCAAGACCUAUCGAGGCUAUCCCGACACCAUCCCUUGGGACGAGAAGAAGGACAGUGUCUACUGGCGAGGCACCACCACGGGUGAGGUUCAGACGGCCACCACUUGGGCCAGGGGUCAUCGUCACCGCAUGUUGCGCUACGUCAAACAACUGCGCGAAGCUGCCAACAAGUUGACGACUGGCGUUGAAAAGGAUCCUUUCGACGAGAUCUACGCACCUGAUCGAACCAUCGUGCCUUCACGAGAAUCGGUGCAGGUAGCCGGAAACACUCUUCCUCUGUUCGACUACACAGAUAGCUCGGUUGUUGACGCAAUAAAACGACUUGGAGCAGGCGCCUUCAACGUUUCAUGGUCGCGAUUCGUUCUGGCAGACGACCCAACGCUCUCUUCGCUCAUGGCGCACCAAGUGACGACAGGCACCGAGGGCCGAAACACGAUUUAUGAACACAAGUUCCUGCUCGACCUUGACGGGCAAUCGAUGUCUUGCCGCUUCUAUCAGCUCCUCGCCUCCAACAGUCUCGUCUUCAAGCAAACCAUCUGGUCUGAGUACCAUGACGACAGACUAAUACCAUGGAUCCACUAUGUUCCCCUCGAUUUGCGGGUGCAGAACAAUGAGUUGCCCAUGUUGCUCGACUUUUUCAUCAACCAUGCGCAGGGCCGUACGGCGGCUGCCAAGAUUGCUACCGCUUCCAGGGAUUGGGCUGAGAGGACGCUUCGCCCCAUCGAUGUCUCUCUCUACUACGCACGAGCCCUGAUCGAAUUCGCCGAGCUCUACCAUCAGGACACAUGA